AUGCUACAAGAGGAGGAGACCACGACAGGAGAUCCUGCUUCUUCUACUAAUAGUACUGAAUCUACUAAUAGUACUGAAUCUACUAAUCGUACUGAAUCUACUAAAAAUAGUACUGCUUCUACUAAUAGUACUGCAAACUACGUCAAUAAUGAUGCUUCUAGUCAGGUGGAUAAAAGCAUUAAAAUGUUGCAGCAACUAGAAGAGGAAGAAGACGGAUGGCUCAGGACAACAAUGAAAAGCCGUAUUAGUAGAGGGCCUAUCGAAGUUGCCGAAGAAGCCGAGGAUGGGUCUCCUGUGCUUGAUUCUUCUAGAGGCAAAAAGGGAGAAAUCUUCGUCAUGGGAGAAAAGUCUAGUGGUGUAAAAGGUGGCACAUCUUCUUCCGAAGAUCUUCAUGUUGGCAGUCAUAGUAGUACGACCGCUAGUAGCAAAGGAGGUAGUAAGAACAAAGGUGCUGGUAAAGGUAUUAAUUUCACUGAAAAGAACGGAAAAAACGACAGUAGUUCUCAUAAUGCUUUUCCUAAUAGUACUUGGUCGACCAGCAAAGGGGCACUCACGUCUUCUAAAAGUGGUGGAAAAGAUCACUUUUCCACGGCUAAGGGUAGUACUUCUAGCACAAGAACUACUGCUUCUUCUAGCACUUCUCCUCAGAUGCAACACGGCUACAAAAAGCCGGAAGAAAACAAAGGCGGCAAGAACAAAGCAUUUUGGACAACUGCAGGAGUUGAAGCCGUGCCCCAAGUCCUAUCUCGCACAAGCUCGACGAGCAGCUCCUCUGGUGCGAUUGCCAGCACAACAACUCAGAGUAAAAAAGGCAGUUCCUUUUCUUCCAAGCAGAGAGAUGCUGCUAAAAAAAUUGGGACCAAAAUAAACUGCAACGGAGCGCCAGGAAAUGGAGCUAAAGGCAUGUCUGAAGCUGUUCCUUGGACUGACAACACGGCUACUAGUUCCUGGGAUACAACUUCUUGGAAUGCACAUUUGACUACUUCGGCUCCGGGACCCUCGUAUAACUGGCCCAGCUACGAUCUUCGACUUCAAGAGGAGAACAAGAAUCAAGUAGACAUCAAGCAAGGCGAGCUGCAAGAAGUAGGUGGAGCAAUGACCGCUAACACGAAGAAUGAAGAGCCCUCUUCUCGCACCACUUCCGAAAACGUUCAAAAGAAAAAGUCGAAACCUCAUUGGAAGAAAGUGAAUACUUCGAGUAAGAAGUCUAGUUCAAAAAGCAGCACAAUUAGCGACGAAGGCAGAGGUGUUGGUGCCGAUAUUUCCACUGACCAGAACAGUAAAGGCAGCAAAGGCAGCAGCAAAGGAACGAAGACAUCUUCAGCCUCUUCUAAAGGAGAUGGCGAUAAUAAGGGUAUUUUUUCAGAAGGACACCGAACUUCUGCCGCCGAACUGCUGGAUCUGCAAUCAGAGUGGCAGUCUAGGAUCAACGACUUUUUGAAGCAAGAGAAGAAAACUGCGACAGCAGAAGAGGAGAAAAAGAAAACGGCACCAGUUGUAAAAGAAUAUAGAAUGACAGCAAAAGAAUUUCUUGCUACGAUGAAGAGCAAAACGCCUGCAUCGAGUGAUGCUGAAGAAAAGCCUGCAUCAUUACCAAGCAUCCUGUUACCGAGUCCGAUGUCACCGCCUACUAAUCCGAAUACCACAGCAGGGUCGUUGAAGCGUCCGUCAGUCCCACCACCGCCUCCCCCUCAGCGGUCGCCGCCAGGCUUAGGGUCGUCUUCUUCGGGACAAUACUAUUUUCCUCCGGGAUUAGGUUUGGCCGUUCAGCAAGAAGAGGAGAGGAGUACUUCUGUGGAACGGUCAGCGUCUAGUGGAUCUUCUUCCUCUGCCACGGAUGGAGCACUCUCUUGGCGACGCCAACCUCCAAGGGAGGGAGCCACGUCACGCUAUUUCAACAAUAACAAGGGCAACAUCAUCAACAAGGGCAAUCACGAUCAUUAUGCAAGUAAUGCUGGUGCCAAAAUGAUGCUACUGAAACAGAUGCGCACAGACAGAAGCAAGGAGUAUCAGUCCAACGCUGCUGCGACGCAAAAUGCAGGAGUGGACGGAUAUCACACACAACCUAUAGCUAUACGCAGGGGGCCAAAUGAUUUGAAUUGGCGGGGGUCUUCGUCGGAGCUUUACCGCAAGGACGCCUCGUCUGCCGUAGCACAAGGACCUCCGCAUCAAAGCAAUGCCUCUACCGACAUGUCUUGGCGUCAGAAAGAUACUUCUACCCCAAGGCCUUUUCUUAAUGCACUUGAUGGGAGUAACAAGACAUCUACAUCUAGUAAAGAAAAAAAUGCUCCUGUUGUAGCUGCGCCAAGCUGGUCAGUGAUGUCCUCGGCUGUGUCCUCGACUGGAGCAGCUGCAGCGCAAAGUACUACUGAGCAACAGAGUCAACAAGCUCAAGGUCAAGCACAACAAACUCAAGGUCAAGCGUACCAAGAAGGUCAAGGUCAAGCGUACCAAGAAGGUCAAAGCAGUCUUCAAUAUCGAGGUCAACAAGAACCCAGAGCUACACCACUGAUGUCGUCGGAUUUCAUGAACUUGGCCUUGACUUCAGUUCAUAUCCGUAGUGCUACUGAGGUUCGCCGCAGCGAGCGCAUGAAAAAACCCACUUCUCCGAAUGGUAAGGCGAAGCAUAAUCACACCACGAGCUACGUCAACCCUGAGCUCUUAGCCAGUGUCGUCAGCAGAACCGGCAUGCCGGACGACUUGUUGUUGGAUUUGGCAGGGCAUAUAGAUAAUUAUGCCAAUUAUCAUCAUCAGACGUCUGACUGCGAUACAACUACGAGGAAAUACAAGAACCAGGCCUACAAAAAUAACUCCUACUACAACAAUAGUAGCAACUAUGGGGGAUAUAAAAAAUAUCAGAAUUACGACAUGCAUAAUAUGUACAUCGACAACGUGAAGCGGCUGCAGGAGUCGGUUGAGGAGAUUGAUAAAAUCAAAGCCGCUGUCCGUCAAAGGAGAGAACUGGCGGCCAAGGAGGAGGAGGAGGAACGACGCUUCCACGGGACUGUUAAGGCAAUUCAUUUUCUUUGGUUUGUGAUAUUUCGUUUCUCUGUGGGGAGAUCGUUGUCUUUGUCAAGUGCGAAAGCAUUCAUCUUUCAGCAAAAUAAAUCUUUAAGUUAGUACCCGAUUGGUGCGGAUUUUGCUUUUUGUGCUUUGGUUCUUUGUGGGGAGAUAGUUGUCCUUGCUCCACCAACAUUUUCUUGAUAUCUUAUGUGGAAGACAGAUGAAAAUAAGUACGAGUGCAGCUCUAAGAAAAUAAGUGCUGAGCAGCAAGCAGAGGCCGCCGAGCACUAUCAGAAUUUUUCGAUGACCGAUGAUAUGCAGCAGGGGGGUUACAGAUACCUUGAAUAUCCUGGUUCUGCUCUUGAAGCUUCCGCGUACCAAGAAACAGGACCUUUUUCUCCUGUAGAACAACAACAGAUGGCACGUCGAUACGCUCUGUAUCAUCAAGCAGCCGGAGCGGAAGAUGGUUAUUGAAAGACUCAUCUGUGCGUGGAGGAGAUGUUGUAUUUUCAUUUUCAUAAUAAGACUUGAAGAAAGCAUUCUGAGGCUUCAAAGCAUUGUGGUCUACCGCAGGAGAGACCUAGUGCAGGGGAGAUAACACUCCAUGUAACAUUCCUAGAAGUUCAAGUCGCCGCUAGGGAUCAAUUUGCAUUUUCAGACUAGUUCCUCUUUUUUUUGAACGAACCGUGUAGUUCAAAAGUAGUUUUGCAAGUAGUUUUUCGAGAUAUAGCGAAUCUAUGUCAAAGAUGAAAAAAAAAAAACAAAAUGAAGACGAAUAGGAGCAGAGGAGGAAGCAGGAAACGAAACAAAAUCAACGUAUUCAAUUUUAUCAGGAGUCCUACAGGACGAGCCAUGUUCUUACUUACUUAGACUAAGGAAGGUUUGUCGAUCACUAUCUGGUGUGGCCUAUGCUUACUGGGUUGCUGCCCUUGGAAUUCAAGGGGGAAAAACCUAAGGGGAAGGAAGAAGGCGAGGCAAUCCAAAGCAGGGGACACAAUGAUCGACUAUCUACGACUAGAAAAAAUCUAAUCCUAUCUUAAAUAAAUGUACUUAGCGAAGACAUAAUCAGAAGAAGUACAACUAACCACUGGAAAUCAAAGUGCCUUUACCUACACUAUAAUACUGAAUGGUUUGGAUGAGUGCUGUUUACCUCGACUAUGGAAGGUCGCUACUCACAAUACAUCAUUGCUGCAAUGUAGUAUGUGUGUACGACAAAUUUGUCUUGUUCGUGUCUUUCUACCUGCCUAUUAAAGAUGCUGUUUCUUUUAGUAGAUUGUUCGAGAAGACGCUUUUCUUCAUAGGUGGUGGUUUUUCGAAAACGCAGCUGACAGGAGACAGAGCAGACAGAACGAUUGUUGUAGCAGGUUAUCUGUAAGACUAGCGCAUAUUGUUGUCCGCCUGACAGCAUAUGCAUAUUUUUUAACGAUCGAAUUACUGACCAUUAGGCAGCGCAGAUGCAACUACGAAAUAAUAAUUUAUUCCAAAAAAACAAUAACUGGUAAGUGAAUAGUUACAGAUAAGUGAAUAGAGAGGGUUUUGCCUCAAAGAAGAUGUUGUGCUUCAGAAACAAUCAUAAACACAAAAAAAACAUAAGUAAGAAUUUCGAUGAUUAAGACCAUGGAAUGACCUUCAUUGUAUAGAGCGGAGUAGCUGCAUUUAUUCAGCGAAAUGCCUUCAAAAACUUCUAAUGCUAACAGCUUACUACAUGCAUAGGAUGAUAUGGAAAUGAACCAUUGUGAUGAUACCCUAGGAUGCUGUGACGAGCAGACGUGCGGAGAUUUCUCAUGCACCGUAGUUUUGAGCGGAACUGAAAGGAAUCUGUGGUAGGUAAUAUCUUCUUCUGUUGUCUGUCGGGGGUAUCUUUACCUGUAAAGCAAAUCUGGC
Molecule: messenger RNA, 4887 nt
Organism: Amoebophrya sp. A25
Lineage: Eukaryota; Dinophyceae; Syndiniales; Amoebophryaceae
Source: the annotation of a GenBank genome assembly